Messenger RNA from Salmo salar (Atlantic salmon), 1401 nucleotides. RefSeq names its product adaptor related protein complex 3 subunit sigma 1. Gene Ontology annotation, biological process: Golgi to vacuole transport; intracellular protein transport. Lineage: Eukaryota; Metazoa; Chordata; Actinopteri; Salmoniformes; Salmonidae. The record is from RefSeq and is a predicted model, not a curated record. Gene Ontology annotation, cellular component: membrane coat; AP-3 adaptor complex.
UGACCCACCACGGCUGCUGUAGUUGCAAGAAUAUGAAUGGUUUGACGUGGAGUGUGGUUAUUUCCGCAAAAUCUGGAUGGAGAAAUGGCAUGUUGUUAGCCUGCUAGCCGUAAUUUGAGCUAGAUUGAGACAGAUUAGAAUCGGUUCCCAGGUAGACUGGGUCGGUACUGGAGUGUUGACAACAGUCAUUCAUAGACUGAUCCCAUUUUUUCUUCCCCUCAUAAAACAGAGCAUCAUGAUUAAAGCUAUAUUAAUAUUCAACAACCAUGGGAAACCUCGGCUUUCUAAAUUCUACGAGCAUUACAACGAAGACACAGAACAACAAAUCAUCAGAGAAACAUUUCAUCUGGUGUCCAAAAGAGAUGAGAACGUCUGCAAUUUUCUAGAAGGUGGAAUGUUGAUCGGUGGAUCUGAGAACAGGCUCAUCUACAGACACUAUGCCACGCUCUACUUUGUAUUCUGCGUGGAUUCCUCUGAGAGCGAGCUUGGCAUCCUAGACCUAAUCCAGGUGUUUGUGGAAACACUGGACAAAUGCUUCGAGAAUGUCUGUGAACUUGACUUAAUUUUCCACGUGGACAAGGUCCACAAUAUCCUGGCUGAGAUGGUGAUGGGGGGAAUGGUGCUGGAGACCAACAUGAAUGAGAUCAUCAUACAGGUGGACGCCCAAAACAAAAUGGAGAAAUCGGAGGCUGGUAUUGCAGGAGCCCCUGCUCGCGCAGUGUCAGCCGUAAAGAACAUGAACCUCCCCGAAAUGCCCAGAAACAUCAACAUUGGAGACAUCAGCAUAAAAGUGCCAAACUUACCCUCCUUUAAAUAGCCGGCAAGACCCACCAUGCAGAAGUCGACCAAUGUUUACCAUGCAAUUUGUUUAACCAAAAUCCGAACAAAUACCAACUUUUCUCAAAGAGCAUGAAGGUACUGUGUGAAUUUUUUUGGCGUUAACUUUUUUUUCUUCUCUCCCUGGUUUUAAAUGACAUUGAUGUGGCUUUGUUCUGUUUGAGAAAAUGAAGUAUUUAUUUAUUCCAUUCCUCGACCCUCACUGUCGUGGCUGCUACAGUAUUGGAAAUUCAUACUUUAGUGGUUUGUUAAACAAACUUAACAGAAUAUUGUUAUAUACAGUAUAUGAUGCACAGGAGGUUGGAGGCAUCUUAAUUGGGAAGGACGGGCAUGUGGUAAUGGCUGUAGCGGAAUCUGUGGAAUGGUGUUCCAGCAAUUAUCAGCUGUCCUCCCCUCACCAGCCUCCACUGAUAUGACGAUAUAUGCUGAAAUUAUAUUUCUUUGUCUUACCUGUAUACACAAUGGUUUAAACAAAUGAUUUUGUCUUAUCAAAAAUGUUCCUCUUGAUUUAAUCAGUGCAUGUGUUUUUUGUUUUUUUGCAACUUAAUAAAGUAUUGAAUCAUU